UUUUUAGGGAUCGAAUAAACAUCGAAACGAUUAGCUGUUAGGUUGAACAAACGGAAACGGAGGCCACCAUUUAGAGAAGAUGGCAGCAAGAACAGUAAAUGUGGCAGAGGGACCUAACUUAAUAGCCAAGACAGCAGCUCCACAGCCAUUGCCCUAUAAACAUGUCCUCUAAGAGAAAGUCGCCUCCGACAAAACUUCAAGAAGGCGCGUCUAUUGGUGGUGGCAUUGAAGAGUCGGCUCCCCUGCCUCCCACGAUAGUCGGGGGAGGUAGCGACGGCGGCGGUCUCACAGACUUGGACGAGACCAGUAGCAACAAUCUGAGCGACCUGGGCGAAGAAGACUCGUCGACGAUGGUGAGCAAUUCGAACGCGUUCUACAAACUGUCCGACACAUCAUCACCGUCAGCAUCCGGCAGCGAAAUCGACGACGGGAUAGAGGACGACCGGUGUCCUCCGCAUAAAAAACAAAGAAUGAUUUGUACGAGUCAAGAUCCUCAAGUCAAUCCGAACAUUCUUGUACCCGGAUCACUGGUGGGUCUCGGGAUCCAUCCGCAGGACGCGGCGGAAAAUCGAAGGAGAAACUCGUCGGAGUGUAGUUCACCCUCGUCCGAUUUCAAAAAUAGUAUUCAUUACAAUAACAAUAACAGUAGUUUGCAUAAUAACAAUAGUUCCUCGCAUGCAGUGAAACGGUCCAUGGACGAUGUGUUGAAACGGUUAACGUCAAAAAUGAACUCCAGUACCAUCAAGGAAGAGAGAAGGCCUACGCCAUCUUCGACACCUAACUCAAUUAACAACUCAGAAUCAGAUGGCGCUGCUGCUCUUCAGCAAGUUCUCUCAGGGGACAGUAUAUUAGAAAAAGAAAGGAGACUGUCGGAAAUGAUUCUUCAAUUGCAAAUGGUAAGAGAACAGUUAUUGUCUCAACAACAGCAGCAGCAACAGUAUCAGGCACAGAUCCAACAGCAAUCUCAACAACAGCAACAAUCUCAACAGCAGCAGCAGCAGCAGCAACAACAACAACAAGUUCAGCAACAGCAGCAGCAACAACAGCAACAACAACAGCAACUCCAGCAGCAACAACAAUUAUCCCAACAGUCUCAGCAGCAACAGGAUCACAAUAAGGUAGGUACAAGUACACUAUCUAGUCCAUAAUAAUUGACGUCGAUAUCUCGCUUCUGUUUUGAAUCGAAACAACCUGAUGAGCGCUAUAUUUUAUAUCUACAGGUAAGGCAAAACAUUUACCUGAAAUAUCACCUACUUCUCUGAAAACUGGCUUAAACUAACUAACUUCUCAAAAUCUAUUGAACAAAGUAUAUUUGUAGGAAUUUACCUAUAUUAAGAUAAAGCCGCCCUUUGAUAUAGUAGAAUAUGCCCACAUUCGAUUUUCAAUUCGCCACUAGUGUAUACGUAAAUAUGUUAAAAAUCAUUAUAGAGAGGAUGUUUUGUCUGCCAAAGGGUGUAAGUAACCGAGUGGCGAACGCGUUUGAACAAAUCAGGGUGAAUUAGGACGGC
Molecule: messenger RNA, 1508 nt
Organism: Agrilus planipennis (emerald ash borer)
Lineage: Eukaryota; Metazoa; Arthropoda; Insecta; Coleoptera; Buprestidae
Exons: 6
Coding region: 162-1148 (328 amino acids)
Source: RefSeq, a predicted model, not a curated record